AUGAUCUCCAUGGUGAUGGUGGCAGUGGGGGUCUACGCGCGGCUGCAAAAACACACAGAGAUGUCCUGCCUGGAGGUGGACCCUGCCAUCCUCCUCAUCGUCGUUGGUGUCCUCACCUUCCUCAUCACCUUCUGUGGCUGCAUUGGCUCCUUGAGGGAGAACAUCUGCCUGCUGAAGACAUUCUCCUUCUGCGUGACCAUCAUCUUUCUCCUGCAGCUGGCAGCUGGUGUGCUGGGCUUUGUCUUCUCUGAUGAGGCUCGUGGGAAGGUCAGUCAGGUCAUCAACGGGGCCAUCGUGCACUAUCGGGAUGACCUGGACCUGCAGAACCUCAUCGAUUUCGGGCAGAAGGAGUUCAGCUGCUGUGGGGGUGUGUCCUACAAGGACUGGUCCCAGAACAUGUACUUCAACUGCACUGAUGCCAACCCCAGCCGGGAGCGAUGCUCCGUCCCCUUCUCCUGCUGCCUGCAUGAUAACAACCAGGCUGUUAUCAACACCAUGUGUGGGCAGGGGAUGCAGGCCAGGGGCUACCUGGAGGCCAGUGCCUUCAUCUACACCAACGGCUGCAUCGACAAGCUGAUCAACUGGAUCCACAGCCACCUCUUCCUGCUGGGGGGCAUCGCCCUGGGGCUGGCCCUCCCCCAGCUGGUGGGCAUCCUCCUGGCUCAGCUCCUUAUCAACCAGAUUGGAGACCAGAUCAAGCUGCAGCUGUACAACCAGCAGCACCGUGCAGAUCGCUGGCACUGA
Acanthisitta chloris (rifleman) is the source of this 744-nucleotide messenger RNA. It is a transcript of the gene TSPAN33, whose product is annotated as tetraspanin 33. The record is from RefSeq and is a predicted model, not a curated record. Lineage: Eukaryota; Metazoa; Chordata; Aves; Passeriformes; Acanthisittidae. The transcript is spliced from 7 exons. The annotation marks the transcript as partial. Gene Ontology annotation, cellular component: membrane.